AUGGAGGACGACGAUUGCUACGGGUUUGGCUCCUACGACGACGUCUUCUCGGCGCCCACGGGCGCGCCAGGGCAGGAAGCCGCCCCCGAAGAGAUCACGUCGGCGCUCACGCCACGCUCGCGGAAGCUGGUGGAUGUGACGUCGCCCGUCUCGGCGGCAGCCAUCGGAACGUACUUGAUGGACGCCGGGUUCUUCGUCGCGGGCAGCGCCAUCGCGACGCCGCGCUUCCAUGGACACCACAUUGGCCUCAAGAUCAAGCGCAAUGGCAAGCUCGUCGCCUUUAGCUUCCCGGACGCGGGCGACGUGGUCGCUGCGAGCGUCGUCGAAGCGGGCGCCGCCGUCUCUGUUCUGGGCGAGCUCCUUCUUGAUGACAAUAUCUUGCUGUGGAAGCCAGCGCACUACGCCGACGCCAAGGCGUCUGCCUCGGGCCACAUGUAUGGCUCGGACCGCUACAGCCUCCAGCUCCCGCGCAAGCACGUGCGCGGUGCCCAGAGCGCGCGUGUGCAGAACGUCAUGUCGGCGCUUGUCGUGACCAUCGAGACCUUUGACAUUGCGUUUGAGUUUACCUUCAUGCCGGGUCCGUACCACAAGCCGUCCAAGUGCAACGAGCUUCUCGAACUCCUCACGCCGACCGCGUCGUCGCCCAAAGUGCCGCUCUCGACGCCGUCCAAGAAAGCAUCGCCGCUCCUAUCGCAGACGCCGCCCAUGCGCACGCCCAUGCGCCGCUUGUCCAGCGCAAGGUCGCCAGUGCCCAUGCGGAGCAGUCCCCAUCGCCUCUCGCGCGAAGCUGUCGAUGAACGCAACGCGUUGGUCCGGGCGUAUCUCGCGCUGCCCCGCGGCUCCGCCGAGGCCCUCGAUGCGGCGGUCACGAUUCAAGACAAGUACGGGUACCCAAUCGGUCCCGUCGUUGGCGCGUCGUUCCUCGACGACAAGGAUUAUCGGCGGGACACAGUCGCGCGGCUCGCUGAGACGGUCGAGCGCAUGAAGCGCGUGUGGAAGGCCGAGGAGGCGCUUCUGGAGCAGCAGACGCACGUGCGCAGUUCGCGGUCCGGCGACCACGACAUUACGUACUUGGACACGAACACGAGCCACUUCAUUACGCCGAAAGAGUACGAAGUGCGCUACAAGCAGCAGCUCCAGGUGUCGACGCCCGUCGUGCUCACGUCGUCACUGGCCGUCCACCACCCCUCGUCCUUCGAUACGAGCGCGAGCUGUAUCGUCGACGCGCAAUUCUUUGAGCGCGACACACCGCUGCUGACGCUGCCCGAGACGGUCCCCAGUGCGAAGCGGGACGAGGCGGCCGCCAAGAUGCGCGAGUACGAAGCGCAGAUCGACCGCGCGACCAACGAGCUGUACCAAGCGAUCGCCAAGCUCACGCACCAGCACUACACCACCGUCCAGUCCAUCGAGCAAUUGGGAUCUUAG
Saprolegnia parasitica CBS 223.65 is the source of this 1425-nucleotide messenger RNA. RefSeq lists its product as hypothetical. The record is from RefSeq and is a predicted model, not a curated record. The transcript has 4 exons. Bases 1 to 1425 code for a protein of 474 amino acids. Lineage: Eukaryota; Oomycota; Saprolegniomycetes; Saprolegniales; Saprolegniaceae.